Messenger RNA from Rotaria sp. Silwood2, 897 nucleotides. The record is from the annotation of a GenBank genome assembly. Lineage: Eukaryota; Metazoa; Rotifera; Eurotatoria; Philodinida; Philodinidae.
AUGGGGGAUUAUGCGGCGGCGCUAGUAUUCUUCGAGAAAGUGCUUGAAAUUCAUCAAAAAUCUAUUCCAUCCGUUCAUCCAGAUCUGGCUCUGAGUUACAAAAAUACCGGCGAGUCAUAUCGAUCGAUGGGUAAUUACGAGAUGGCAUUGUCAUACUAUAAGAAAGCACUUGAAAUUCACAAAAAAUCUCUUCCAUCAAAUCAUUCAAUUUUAGCAGGACAUUACAAUAGCAUUGCAGUUGCGCAUCAUUUCAUGAGUAAUGAUAUAAUGGCACUGUCAUACUUGAACGAAGCGCUUGAAAUUUGUCGACAAUCUCUUCCAUCAGAUCAUCCAGAUCUAGCUAGGUAUUAUAGUAGCAUUGCUGCUGUUCAUGGUUCUCUCGGCAACUAUACGAUAGCAUUGUCAUACAACGAAAAAACGCUUACAAUUCGGCAAAAAUUUCUUCCAUCAAAUCAUCCAAAUCUAGCUCUAAAUUACAACAACAUUGCUCGUGCUCAUCAUUCUCUCGGUAAAUAUGCGAUGGCACUGUCACACUAUGAGAAAGCACUUGAAACUUACCGAAAAUCUCUUCCAUCAGACCAUUCCUAUCUAGCUGGGUAUUACAGCAACAUUGAUAUUGUUCAUUGCUCUCUCGGUAACUAUGUGAUGGCACUGUCAUACUUGAAGAAAGCGCUUGAGAUCAUGGAAAUAUCAUUUUCAAACAGGCACCCAUUGCUGGCUAGGGCGUAUAGCAACAUGGCUGCUACAUUAGAGAAGUCCGGACGACAUGAUGAAGCUGUCGGCUAUGCUAUACAAGCUGCUGAAAUAGUUCGUUCUUCUUUGGAGCGUGAUCAUGCGGAAACUAAAGCUUAUGAAAAUCAACUUCAUAAACUUCAACAAUCGAUGUCAUUAUUAUGA